This is a messenger RNA of Penicillium salamii, 549 nucleotides long. NCBI's taxonomy places the organism in Eukaryota, Fungi, Ascomycota, Eurotiomycetes, Eurotiales, Aspergillaceae. The record is from the annotation of a GenBank genome assembly.
AUGGCGAAGAGCAGAUCUCAAGUUGCCCCGCGCUCCCGCGCAGCACGAAGAGCAGCGUCUCCAAGUAUGGACCUUGACAAGUCUGUGACUUCACUGCCCCGAGCCGAAUCUCCGAGUACCCAGGGCCCUGCUGUUCUGGCUGAUCGUGCCAACGCCGGUGUCAUGAAAAAGCAAAAGAAGAAGAACGACAAAGUCUCAAGGGCCCAGCGGCUGAGACAACAAAAGGGAAUGGACAGAGCCGAGGCGGUGUUAGAUCAAUUGGAAAUCAAGAAAGCUAAAAGCUUCGCUCGUGCGAGAGUCGUCGAUGGCCGAAGGGCUGACUGGGAGGAGACCAACCGUAAAGCAUCAGCUUUCGCUGCUCUCCAGAACAACGAUAAUGACGACGAGGAUGAGGAGGGCGACGAUUCCAUGGCCGAAGAUGCUGCCCCCGCGAAGGUUCCUAUGGCAAAGAAUGUCUUUGAAAUGGAGGACGGGGAAGUGGACAACAAUGCAGCGAACGAUGCUACUGAUGACACUGCGGUCUUGGAAGAAGCCGACGAAAUCACCUGA